Molecule: messenger RNA, 5408 nt
Organism: Python bivittatus (Burmese python)
Lineage: Eukaryota; Metazoa; Chordata; Lepidosauria; Squamata; Pythonidae
Product: protein argonaute-3
Biological process (GO): regulation of stem cell proliferation; regulatory ncRNA-mediated gene silencing
Molecular function (GO): RNA binding; protein binding
Source: RefSeq, a predicted model, not a curated record
GGGAGGAGGAGGAGGAGGAGGAUCCGCCGUUGCUGCCUCAGGCCCGGCCGGUCCGGACCGGGACGGCGCGAGCAGAGGACGAGGAAGAACCGGAGCGGCCCCCAUCCGAUAGAGCGGCCGCGCCGAGUCCAUGAAUGGAAAUCGGCAGCGCAGGAACCGUUGGGGCUCAGCCCCUACUCAUGGUGCCCCGACGACCUGGCUAUGGCACCAUGGGAAAACCUAUUAAACUGCUGGCCAACUGCUUCCAAGUUGAAAUCCCAAAGAUUGACGUCUACCUCUAUGAGGUGGAUAUUAAGCCAGAUAAGUGUCCUAGGAGAGUGAACAGGGAGGUAGUAGAUUCAAUGGUGCAGCAUUUUAAAGUGACAAUAUUUGGUGACCGUAGACCAGUUUAUGAUGGUAAAAGAAGCCUUUAUACAGCCAAUCCUCUCCCUGUAGCAACAACUGGGGUUGAUUUGGAUGUAACAUUGCCAGGCGAAGGUGGCAAAGAUCGUCCCUUCAAGGUUUCAAUAAAAUUUGUUUCCCGGGUAAGCUGGCACCUGUUACAUGAAGUUCUGACGGGACGAACCUUACCUGAGCCUCUGGAAUUGGACAAGCCAAUCAGCACUAACCCUGUUCAUGCUGUUGAUGUGGUGCUACGACAUUUACCCUCCAUGAAGUAUACACCUGUAGGCCGCUCCUUUUUCUCUGCUCCAGAAGGCUACGAUCACCCGUUGGGAGGUGGCAGGGAAGUAUGGUUUGGAUUUCAUCAGUCUGUUCGGCCAGCAAUGUGGAAAAUGAUGCUGAAUAUUGAUGUUUCUGCCACUGCCUUCUACAAAGCACAACCUGUAAUUCAGUUCAUGUGUGAAGUUCUUGAUAUUCACAACAUUGAUGAACAGCCACGACCUCUGACUGAUUCUCACCGGGUAAAAUUCACCAAAGAGAUAAAGGGUCUGAAGGUUGAAGUGACUCAUUGUGGAACAAUGAGGCGGAAAUACCGCGUCUGUAAUGUUACACGGAGACCUGCCAGUCAUCAGACAUUUCCAUUGCAGUUAGAAAACGGUCAGACUGUGGAAAGAACAGUAGCACAGUAUUUCAGAGAAAAGUACAACCUACAGCUGAAAUACCCUCAUCUUCCUUGUCUACAAGUGGGACAGGAGCAGAAACACACCUAUCUGCCUCUUGAAGUUUGUAACAUCGUGGCAGGCCAGCGAUGUAUUAAGAAGCUUACAGACAAUCAAACAUCAACAAUGAUAAAAGCAACAGCCAGAUCUGCUCCAGAUAGACAAGAAGAAAUCAGCAGACUGGUGCGAAGCGCAAAUUACGAUGCUGACCCAUUUGUUCAGGAAUUUCAAUUUAAAGUGCGUGAUGAGAUGGCUCACGUGACAGGGCGUGUGCUCCCAGCUCCCAUGUUGCAGUAUGGAGGGCGGAAUCGAACAGUAGCAACACCAAGCCAUGGUGUAUGGGAUAUGCGUGGGAAACAGUUUCAUACAGGUGUGGAAAUCAAGAUGUGGGCCAUUGCUUGCUUUGCAACACAGAGGCAGUGUCGUGAAGAAAUACUAAAGGGUUUUACAGACCAGCUGCGCAAGAUUUCUAAGGACGCAGGGAUGCCAAUACAGGGUCAGCCUUGCUUCUGUAAAUACGCACAAGGUGCUGACAGUGUGGAGCCCAUGUUCCGACACCUUAAAAACACCUAUUCGGGACUCCAACUCAUCAUAGUCAUCCUGCCAGGGAAGACACCGGUGUAUGCGGAGGUGAAACGUGUGGGGGACACACUUCUGGGGAUGGCUACUCAGUGUGUUCAAGUCAAGAAUGUCAUAAAAACGUCUCCUCAGACCCUCUCUAACUUGUGCCUAAAGAUUAAUGUAAAACUGGGAGGAAUCAACAACAUCCUUGUACCUCAUCAACGACCUUCUGUGUUCCAACAACCAGUGAUCUUCUUGGGAGCAGAUGUUACUCAUCCACCUGCUGGGGAUGGAAAGAAGCCUUCCAUUGCUGCUGUUGUAGGUAGCAUGGAUGCUCAUCCAAGCAGGUACUGUGCCACAGUGAGAGUCCAGAAACCCCGCCAGGAGAUCAUCCAAGACUUGGCCUCCAUGGUUAGAGAACUUCUCAUCCAGUUCUACAAAUCAACCCGUUUCAAACCCACACGAAUCAUCUUCUAUCGCGACGGAGUUUCAGAAGGACAGUUUCGACAGGUGUUGUAUUAUGAGCUGCUGGCAAUUAGAGAGGCCUGUAUCAGCCUGGAAAAAGACUAUCAGCCUGGCAUAACGUAUAUUGUUGUUCAGAAGAGGCAUCAUACGAGGCUGUUUUGUGCUGAUAGGACGGAAAGGGUUGGAAGAAGUGGAAACAUCCCAGCUGGAACCACAGUAGAUACAGAUAUCACACAUCCUUAUGAAUUUGAUUUUUACCUCUGUAGCCAUGCAGGAAUACAGGGUACCAGCCGCCCCUCGCACUAUCAUGUUUUGUGGGAUGAUAAUUGUUUUACUGCAGAUGAACUUCAGCUGCUAACUUAUCAGCUCUGCCACACCUACGUGCGCUGCACACGAUCUGUGUCUAUACCUGCACCAGCUUAUUAUGCUCACCUGGUAGCAUUCAGAGCAAGAUACCACCUUGUGGACAAAGAACAUGACAGUGCCGAAGGAAGCCAUGUUUCAGGACAGAGCAAUGGGAGAGAUCCCCAAGCCCUUGCUAAGGCUGUACAGAUUCACCAAGACACCUUACGCACCAUGUACUUUGCUUAGCUAUAUAUAAAAUAUAUAGAGAUAUAGAGAUAGAUAUAUAUAAAAAGAAUGAAAUGGAACCUAUUCACGAACGAAAGAACUGCAGAAUUAAGUUGCAUACAGUGUAUGUUUCCGGAGCAAUCAGUGAAUGGGGGAGGGAGCAGCUCUGCCUUGUUGAAGCUGAUUCUGUCUUGGGGAGGGCGGGGAGCAGGCCUUAUCCUUGCUCUGAUGCAGGGAAGAUCGUUUACUUCACCAAGAACACGCCACUUAUUAUGCAAUAUGAAACCAGCCAACUGCUUUUGGGGCGGCUUCCUACGGGAAGUGCCGCCGUCAUCACCUUCUCCUUUGUGCGUUUGGGUCUCUGUGUUUCUUUCUUUUGGGGGGGAGUAAUCUGAUCCUUUUUAUGCCUUUACCUCAAGUUGCUCAGCAGCACAACUCUUUCUGCAAAAAAAAACAAAAAAACAAAAAAAACCCGCCACCACCACCAAGGGUAUUAAAACUUACAGGAGCAAUCAGAGUGACGUUGAGGUGUGGGUGGGCGUGGGGUGGUGGAUGCGCAAAAGUGUUUUUAUCUGUUUCGUACCCUUGUGGGUUGCAUAUGGCUUCCCCUCCAUGGUUGUCUGUGCUUGAAUGCAACCCUGACAAGUGUUAAUUUGAGUGAACGGCCCCAUCGAUAUUGUGGGAAAGAGUGUGUGCACUUGCACUUAACGCUCCCUGUGUAGUUUAGCCGACCGCUGCCUUUCCUGUCCGUCUUCAUAGCUUAGGAGUUGCGCCACUCAGUUUGCUUUCCAUAACGAAACUCAACACAUCAUGUACUUCCAAUAGAAGAGAAUCAUCCUGUACUUUUCUGCCAGAAGUACCGAUACCGCCUGGCCAGAUUAAUGACGUUGCUGCUUUCUGCUUGUCCAGAAGUUCCAGCUAAUUUUCCCUCUCGUGUGCCGUACACGCAUCUUCUGAGCUGCUUGUGACCUCAGAUUUUCCUUUGUUUCACAGGGUGGCACGUAGCGCUCAAGUACAGAGCUGAGUUAUAUUUUGUUUUUGUUUUUUUAAAAAAGGGAGAGAUGAGUUGAGUUGCUUCCUCUCACUUUAAUGUGACCGCGCAUAUCUAUAAUCUAUAUGUGUACUUUUCUCUUUUAUAUUUAUUAGAUGAAUAACAAUGCUUUAAUUUAAAUUGGUGUAUUGGCAACAUUGGUUUUUAUGUUUAGAGACAUAACUAUUUUGUUUAAAGGACUGACAACCUGUUUUUGCUACCUUUUUAGUGCAAUAAGCCGUUAAAGAAAAAUAAUCUGUCCAUUUUUGCUGUUACACGAGCAGCAGCAUUUUACACCUUUCAUGAUGGGAAAAUGGACGUAUCUGCGCUCUUAAACAGACAAAACGAGCCUUAAUUUUGAAAGGAAAGUCUUACAAUAGGGGAUUUUUUUUUUUUUUUAAUCAAAAAGGCAAGCUCCUUCAUGCUGCUCUUAGCUUGCAGGGUUUAAUGCUCUCUUGUAAUACAGGGCUUCUGCUUUGCUGAACCUUUAUUUUAAGAGUAUUUUUCCUCCACAGCAAAGCCACUGUACAGAAGUCUAGCUUUCGUCUAAAUGAAAUCAGGCCAAGCCUAAAACGCAUGGGGAUCUUAAAAAGCUAUUUUUGAUUGUAUAGGCUUUCUUUUUGAAAUUGAGUGCUUUAUUUUGUUUGGCGGGAUGCAUUUUAGAAAUGGGAUCACUAAAUGUGAAUCUGAUAAGUGGGCCUCUCUUUAUUUCAUUCCACUUGACAGCUGAAGCAAAGUAUUUUAUUGUCAGAGGUGAACAUUUUGACUCCGCAGCAGGGCUUGGGGGAAUGUUUUGCACUUUGUAAACACAUGAACUGCAUUUUUGUCUGUUUUAUUUGCACUGGUUUUAUAUUAUAUAUGCAGAGAUGCAUACUGCAGAUGGUUCAAUCGGGCAUUGUUAAUAACCCAGCCCUGCUGAAACAAACCAAGCAUUCUCCACCUGAAAACCAUUUGACUGGUUGAAGUAUGUUUACUUACCUCCAUGUUGUGUUUAAAAAAGCCCACUUUUUGCCAAUUUAUUGUACAGGGAGCUGAUUAAUCUGAGCCCAUUUUGCUCCCACAACCAUUAUCCUUCUUCUUCUGCCAUAAGUACCGUUUUAAAGUGUGGGUUGGAUUUGUAUGGGAGGGUGUCUCAAAGUGCAUUACCAGCAGAGUUUAUUCCAGCUCUCAGAAAAAUGGCACAAUGCAUGUUUAAGCUCUGGGGAGCAGGAAUUAGAAUGUGCUUGAAAUCACUGAUUAGGGAAGCAGCUUCCUUUGGUCAGUGGAAAGGCAGGACAAAAGCAAAAUCAAAGCAGCUCUUGGUGAAAUGAAUUACAAGUGAGCUCCAGUCUCCAGAAGUGUCCUAGUUGAGGAUGUGUUAUGUACUGCACUUAUCUUCGCAUUCCUAGCAUGACUCCAGGAAAUUCAGCACAGGGAAGAACCUGUGAAGUUCAGGCUGUGGGCCAUGGGCUGAGACUGUUCCCCUUUUGCCUAUCAUCUCUUUGCCCAAAGAAAACAUGCCCCACUUAUCAGGCCAGACUGUUCAACUCACCAGAGCUCAAUGCAAGUUUUAUAGUUCUGGGAUGAAUGUAUGGUAAAGUGAUAGCAUGUUUUCAUAAAUGCUUACGUUAAACUUUUUUCUGUUUUAGAGAUUGCUACAGGUAGUUCUCGCUUAACGACUACAGUAGGGACUGGAAAAUUCA